Messenger RNA from Durusdinium trenchii, 1275 nucleotides. NCBI's taxonomy places the organism in Eukaryota, Dinophyceae, Suessiales, Symbiodiniaceae. The record is from the annotation of a GenBank genome assembly.
AUGGCGACGUCCUGCAUGAUUCCGAAUUCAUUAGACCCAGCAAAGCAGCUCGUACACAGUCAAAUUCUCCAUUCGUCCAACAGCGCACAAGUUUUGUUAAUACCAGUGAACCGUGUUCUCACCCUCCAGGGUCUCCGACCAAUGCCGAUGUACAAAAUACCGUCCUUGAGCAAUCCCGUGCGCUGCAUGAUGCCACCCAACAGCUUGCGUGACACUUCAGCUCCGUUCGUUGUGGAACUGUUUUGUGGUUCUGCCAGAGUCACGGCUUGUCUCAAAGCUUUCGGGGUGUGUCAAGCUUUCGGUGUAGACCAUGUAAAUAGAGCCACCACAGCGCCGGUUCGAAUCCUAGAUCUCUCCAAGCAGAAGGAUCAGCGAACUCUCAUGCGUUGGUUGCAAAGUCCAUUGUGCGCAGGCAUUUUCGCAGCCCCUCCGUGCGGAACUUGCAGUAAAGCCCGCAACAUCCCUCUUGUGCAAGGGGUUCGAAAGGGUAACUUUUGCAAACUCCCUCGACCACUUAGGUCAGAUCAGUUCCCUGAAGGUCUUCCGGGCCUUACCACGCUUGAACGCAUUAAGGUCAGUCAAGCAAACAAGCUGUUCGACUUUUUGGCCACUGUGAUCUUAAACUGUCUUGAGCGUGAGCAAAUUGUUGCCGUCGAAAACCCCAGAGGCAGUUUCUUCUGGAAGACACGUUUUUGGAAAACAGUUUCACAGCAUUUCCGCUAUCAAGCACAUCAAGCAUGUGGUUAUGGAAGUUCUCGCCCCAAAUGGACCGUCAUAGCUUACAACCACUCCGCUUUUGCUAAGAUUUCACGAACUUGUCCAGGAGAAUCUAGGGCUCACGUGCACGAGCCCUGGGGCCUUGUACAACAUGGCCCGGCACAGGGCAACUUUGCGACCGCUUUAGAGACAGCCUAUCCGCCUGCUCUGGCUCUUCACAUUGCCAUUGCCUUCGUUGAAGCCAUGAAGCAUCGAGGAUGGUCUCCUGGUUACACACCAUACGAACCUCAUCAGUUAAUUGAAAACUCAGUGUUGCUUCGUUCAAUCACUGGGCAUCAACCUCGGGCUUCAAAAGCACCUGCCUUGGUUCCAGAAUUUGCUUCGUGUCUCAUGGUGCGUUCGCGCCAUCCAAUCCCAGCACCAUGUCCAAUCAUGACGAAGCUCACCAAACCCUGGGCCGUGCCGCCUUUCGCGCAGUGUGCUCUGCCCGAAGUUCCCAUUCAUUCCAAACUUCUCCGCGCCACACCAAUUCGGUUAAUCGGGGGGGGAUGGGGAUGA